UUGUGGCAACAGCUGGAUCAGAUGGAGUUCUUAGGAUCUACGAUACACGACAGAGUGUCGAUGAAGAUGAGACGGAUGUCACAGCCACCACGGAAGGUUUUGCUGAUACAAUAUGGAUGCUCACAGUUGCUGCAGAUAACCGGCAUGUGAUUGCCAGCUGCACCGUCAAGAUGAUGCCUGAAAUUGCUGUGUGGGAUGCUCUCGCUGGGGUCAAAGUCCGCUCUAUCAAGGCUAUGAACGCUCCUCAGCCAUUGCACAUGAUAGAUGAUAAGGUUGGUGUCGGGCGAAUGGCCGUUGGGGAAGCUACCAAGGAUCGCUUUGAUCACUUCAAGUUGCUAGACUUUGAUCAAGCGAAAGCGACUUGUGUUUUGCAAGGGAAAGCCAGCAAAAGACUGAAUGCCGUUGGAUUGAUAGACGGAAAUAAUUUCAUCGGGCUGUCCCGUGGGAGACGGAAUUUAAAAGUUUGGAACGUUCACACUGGCAAGGUUGUUGGACAAUACAAACUUGGCCAGAAGUAUCGCCUCGAAGGAAUAUUAAUCAGUAAAGAUGGUAGCACUGUGAUCUGCUCUCAGGCCAGCUUCUACGUCGAGCAAGAAGAUCAAACAGUUCCCCUUUUGGUUUUUAACACCAAAACACAAAAGCACAAGACUUUGGACCCCAUUAAAGACGAGCAGUUAGGUUUGGAUGGUUCAGCCAUCACUGAGGAUGGUAAAUACUUCAUCUUACAGCUUAAAAACGACCAGAUAAGUGCGAUAUGGAACACGGAAACUGGUGAGCUGAUGCACACCUUGGAAGAAGGUUCAAGUGGGAGGAAUAUGGUCGCAAUAUCAUCGAAAAGCAUGCUCGCCUUAACUAGCUACGAAAGUCUCAAAGUUUGGGAGAUUCAGACUGGAAAGCUGGUUCACGACCUCGUUGCCACGGACGUCGAUAAAAUUUACCUCAACGAAGAGGGCACUAUCGCCAUUACCACCGACUCCAAGGGGUAUCAGCCCUCAUCCUUCGAGGCCUGGGAUCUAAUAAAGGGCAAGAAGCUGGCCUCUUAUACAGUCGACACAAACCCGUUUGCAAUCUGUCCUCUCGGUGAUCGCAUCGUUUUUGCAGCACCGGCCAGUGUUACAGUUAUGACACUUAGAUUACACAUCCCUGAAUGCGAGGAGAAGAUGAAGCUAGCACUUUCCUCUUAUGGCAACCACAAAGAGCUGAGUGAAUUUAAAGGAAUGAUGGAUCCAUGUGAUCCUAAUGACGUUGACGACGACAACGAUGAUGAUGAUGGUGAUAUUCAAUAAAUACAAUGUGGCUCUAACAACGUAAUCUUGGAAUUAAUUAUCGAAGUGAUUGAGUCAUCAGUUGUUUUCUUCGUCACAUUCAAGUUCUAAAUGCUGUAGCCAGAUCCUAGUUGUGUAUUUGAAAUUGGUCUAGGUGAUCUGGAUAUAACACUGGCAAGAUCUUAGCUGAACUGUUAAACGAUAUAACAGUUUUUCAAUUGAGUGGCGUAAACGUUACGGGAUUGCUUGGACUUCCCUCUAUCGCGCAUAUUAUGCUUACAAACAGUGGUAAAAGAAGUAGAAGAUAUUGGAGGAUUAGUACAAUGUAUCCAUUAAUAUACCACAUGACGAUCAGAGCUAGAAUUAGAUAUACUGAACUAAAACUGAACCUGAAACUGAAAGAUAGACCUCUGCUCAGAGCUUCUGUUCAGAGAUUGAGCUGAUUCUUAGUUUCCGCUAGAGAUAUUAUAGCGAGUUUUCUCGGUUACCAAGUCAAGGUGACUCAAAAUUCAACUUUUACCCACUUGAAAUUGCUCUGUGGUUACCAAGUAAGAUAACUCUUGUAGAGGCAAUCAAUGUCAUUUAGAAUUUUGAUUCAAAUGUCGCUUAGUGUAAUAAAGCCGAGGCAUUUUCCAUUAAACAAAAACUAGCCGGUAAGACUAAUCCUAACAUGUGGCACGUGUCUUACAAGAUAAAUACGCGAUAAAGCUGCAAGCAUGAUAACAAACCCAACACGGCGGUCAAAAGUCGGGCAUGCGCAGGGGGCUAGUUAUGGCCGAUCGUGCGUUAUUUCCAACGAAAAAUGUAAUUUGUGGUAAUCCUAAUGAGCAUGAAUUAAUAUUUUGCCGGCACGUAUCGGAGGACUGGGGGUGGCUGCGAGGUACGCAGAGAGUUAUGGGAACGUGGUUUCUAAGUAGACGUCGUUAGUGGGGCAAGGCAUUCUACGGUCAGCCUUUACCGUGUGUAGCUUUUCGUUUUCGUCUUUUGUAUAAUUUUAGAGCGGUACUUGCAUAUUACCAUAAGUAACUAUGUAAAAAUGCAUGUCAUUCAUAGGAUACCCUAAGACCCCAAGGGUGGCACCGCUGCCUUGGUCGGAGGUACACGUUUCCCGUUUUUUCCACCUGCUGGUUUUUAGGGGUUUUCGUGUCCGGCUUUGGUGCAUUUAGUUUACUUCAAUUGU
This is a messenger RNA of Stylophora pistillata, 2445 nucleotides long. Its product is annotated as NACHT domain- and WD repeat-containing protein 1-like. Gene Ontology annotation, molecular function: protein binding. The record is from RefSeq and is a predicted model, not a curated record. NCBI's taxonomy places the organism in Eukaryota, Metazoa, Cnidaria, Anthozoa, Scleractinia, Pocilloporidae.